AGGAGCUUGCCUCUUUUUUUUAUAAACGUGUAGAAACCCACCGCGGUCUUGCUCUGGUGUAAAGAGAAGAGGUUUACGGUCCGGGGCUCGGAUCAAAGGUCAGCGGGUGUUUACGCGUGCGGGCGGGAGCGCGCGCGCAGAAGGAGUGGGCGGGGCCUACGCGAAGCCGCAGGUGUGUGAACGCUCACCUGAGCGCGUUCGAACGGGUUUGAACGCGUGAACUGACUUCAAACGGAGUUCAAUCAUGAGUUCAUCAGCACCGGGGUCGUCCCGUACGCGUUCAGCUCGCGCUUCGUGACACAACUGCACGUUCACGUCGCAUGCUUUUUUUUUUUUUUUUUGGAUUUUAAGACCGUUUUGAGAUGGAUUGAGAGGAGAAGCGAAGGUGAAAACAUGAGUAGAUGUGUUGAGGGAUAACAGAGAAAUAUACUGACAAAAUAAACCAGCAACAUGGCGACAGUGCCGACCUGCAUCAUCGGUGUGAUGGUCUUCAGAUUGAUGGUGUGUGUCCGCAGUGAGUUCCUGGAGCCGUCUCCGUCCCUGGCCCUGCGCUCGUUCUCCGGCACGCAGACCCGGCUGCCCUGCCGCUUCAGGGUGGAGGCCGAGGAAAAGGUGGUGCAAGUGACCUGGUCCAGACAGAAACCAGGAGGAGAACGAGAACAGAUUAUCGUCGGACACUUUACUGAAGGACCUACAGUGUCUCCUGAUUUUGUGAGCCGUGUUGAGUUCGAGAGCUCCGACCCGACGGCCGACUCCACGCUGCUCCUCCUGGACACCAGGAAGGCCGAUCAGGCCGCGUACACCUGCCACGUCUCCAUCUUUCCCUCCGGAAGCUUCGAGAGACAAAUCCGUCUGACCGUCUGGAUUUUGCCGAUCUCUUCUCUGGAGUCGGUGGUUCUGGAGGAAGGCCAGUCGUUCCGGCCCGCGGCUCUCUGUCGAGCGGUUGGUCAUCCUCCGCCGCGUCUGUCCUGGGACACGGACCUCCCCGGGCAGUCUCAGAACCGGACCGGAGAGGAUGGAGUGGUAAUCUCUCAGUUCUCUCUUCACCCGCUGCGCAGCAUGAACGGACGGAGACUGGACUGUCUGGUCUGGCACCCGGCUCUGGACGCUCCGCACCGAAUCAGCAACCAGCUCGCGGUGCACUUUCCUCCUGAUGCGGUGAUCUCUGAUUCUGGUUCCUGGAGACUCGGACACUCGGGGUCAGAGCUCAGGUGUGUGGUGAAAGGAAGCCCGCUGCCUCAAAACAUCACAUGGAGCAGGAAGGACGGCCCUCUUCCGGCGGGAGUGUUGGUUGAGGUGGACAGACUGGUGUUUGUGAGAGCUCUGAACGUGACGGAUGAAGGCGUGUACAUCUGCCAGGCUUCAAACGGCGUGGGAAUCGCUAAAGCCGAGUUCAAAGUGGAGAUCGGAAACCGCCGGCUCGAGGUGACGGACACUCCCCAGGAUUCAGAGACUCUCCUCAUCUUCAUAGGAGCGUCUGUCGCCGGGGUUCUGGUCGUCGUCAUCGCGAUCGCUAUCGUCUUCGUUAACUGUCACCUUAGACGCAAGAACCGGAAGCUGAAACGAGCGCUCAGCGCCAGAACGGAGGAGAUGAUCAGUCUGUCCAGACAGGUGUCCAUGAGGAGACUCAACUCCAUCAACGGAGACCCCAGGACAGCGGAGGAGAGUUCACUGGUUCAGAUGGACAGUGUGACGAAGGGCAGUGUUUUAUCUGUGGAGGAUCGUUCGACGCUGAGCGACGUGAAAGGCAGACGCGGAGAUGGAGAGUAUGACAGUCUGGGACGUCCCGCCAUCUACAUGCCGUACCGGCCCGAGCGAUCCAGUAAGAAGAUCAGAGACAUCGAGGAGGAGAGGAACGAGCGCAGACGGAGAGUCGAGUCCUACGUCAAAUCCAGCAACAUGUCACUGGAUUCGGGGCUCUCUCCUCCUCCGUCCGUGAGCUCGGGUCCGACCGCAGACGUGACCGGUGACGGAUGGAAGCGCGGCUCCCGUCGAGAGAUCCACCGAGAGAGAGACUUACAGCGAGAGCGACUUCCUGAAGGAGAAGAGGAGAGCUGUGGGGUGAACUAUCACCUGUCCGAGGCCGUCUCCAACUACUUCCAGUGCAGCAACGGCGGCCUGACGCCGAAAGCCAACCCCAACGCCAUCAUCAUCCACUCACGAGGACAGGUCAUGUGAUCAGCACUCUUAAAGGGACAGUUCGCGCAAAAACUCUCGUGUCGUUCCUUGCGUUUCGUAAAGCGUCCACGUUCGAAACGACGCCACUGAAUAAAAAAUUAAAAUUAAAAUAAAUCUGCCUUUUUUAAAGAAUUGCGCGAUAUAAAAUUGCAAUUGCGUAUAAACUCAAAAUUGUGAGUUAUAAAGUCGGAAUUGCAUUGGUAAAAAAAAGUCAGUUGCAUGAUAUAAGCUCGAAAUUGAAAUUCUCGCAAUUCUGACUUUAUAACGCAAUUGCAAGUAUUAAGAGAAAAUAAGUAUCGCGUGAGUUGGUGUCACGCAAUACUGAGGGGAAAAAAUGCUAAAAAUUAUGAGAGAAAGUCACAAUAAUCUUUUUAUUUUAUUUUUUAUUUUUGGCAGAAACAGGUUUCCAUACAGACGUCUUCUGCGUGAAUAAUAGUUAGGGCUAAUUUUAUCAAUUAAAAUUUCGAUUCUGAUUCUGCUUGAUUCCGGUUCUUAUUACUUUCAUUGUGGUUAAAGGAAAACGAAGUCUGACGUAUUUGUUCUGGCUGUUUUUGCAAAACAUUUAAAAACCGGACUCCAUUAAGAGCUGUUUGUGUGCAAAAGUUUUUAAAUGGAGUUUGUUGCUUUCACAGUUUUGAAGAAAAAAACGCUAAAAUUGGAAUUAUCCAGGGAAAACUUGCUUCGUUACUGGAUGAAUCUGUUUGGACGAAUCUCUUGAAUGAAUGAUUCAAAGGCAGAUACAUUUUUAGUAGUCAUUUCCAGCAGAAAAAAAAUGUAAAUAUCACACAGAUGCAAUUGAAAGUUUUUAUUUCACAAGUAUCUGAUUCUGGAAUAAGAAUUGAUUUUUUGAUUACCAACCCUAAUAAUAGAGUUAACUGAUUUAAGCUGCUGUUCACUGAUUAUCUCUUAGCUUAUAAAGUCUCAUAAAACCAUAAAAAUAAAUAAAUAAAAAUAUAUAUAUAUAUAUAUAUAUAUAUUUAUUUUUUUUUUUUUUUUUUUUUUUUUUUUUUUUUUUUUACAAAUAUUUGUAUUCGUAAUAGUUGCAAAGGCAGUGUUUCGUUUAGUUUAAGUACUAAAAUAAAAUGGAAAAAAAAUGCCGAAAUAAAAAAUACGUAAUUUAUUUUAGUUCGGCUGCCAGUGCAACGUUUUUGAGUUUAAAUUAAAAACCUGAAACUUAAAAAAAAAAGCUUUUUGAAUUUAAAAAUGACUAAUGAAAUUACAAACGACUAACAUGAAAACUAAAUAAAACCCAAAUAUCGGUGAUAGUAAGAUAUCGUGGUUCGUGUUGGUUCACAGAGCAUUGAUGCUAGAACGUUUGAUUUUAAAGAAGCAUUAAUUAAUGUUGAAAUCAACACAAGAUCAUUAAAUAUCGUUGAUUGUUAGGUACUAAUGUUAACAAAAGAGAAAGUGUGCAUGAGUUUCAUUACAUAGACAAAAUUAUAUGAAGAUUUUCUCCUGUUUUAGUUUUUAGUGGCUGAAUGAAACUUGGGUUUGGAACGACACGAUUGUUUUUGUUAGUCUGAACUGUUCCUUAAAGCAGACACCCGGCUCAAGCUCUCAUCUCUAAGUGCAUGCGGUGAUGUCUGGAUCUCUAGAGGAGACGUACAGUAAGACGAACUCCAUCCAGCACAGACGUUUAUAAAGGUUUUCUACUGAACCAGGUCUACCUCUGCAACCAGCUCAACAAAAACUUAGGACACUUUCUUGUAUUAUACUGUAUAAUCACCGUGACCGAUUUAUAUUUACUUCACGAAGACUCCGACGCUGUAUUCUCUUUUACAGUAUUGCACUAUUUGUAAAUGUUCGUGUCAAUGUGCUGUCGGUGACUAGCAGGUGUUUUUUACUGUUGACAUGACGUGUUUAUUCAAAGAAAGAAAGAAAGAUGAUUGAUCUGUGAAGAGAUUUAAUAAGAGUUAAUGUGAAUGAAGAUACAGAAAUAAAGAGUGGAUGAAAGGCACAGCGGUGGUGUUUUCACUAGAGAUGCACCGAUAGGAAAUGACUGCAGAUAUCGAUAGUAAAGAAAUCCCUUUUAACCCUAACUGUAAACUACAGGGAACCCUUUCAGUUGAUUUAGAUUACAGCUAUAUUUUUAUGCAUGAUAAAAACAUUUAGUUGCACGAUCGGGUAGUUCUCAUAACCUGAUUUAUCCAAACAUUGAGUAUAUAAUACGUCACAGUAUUUAAGCUUUCUUGUCAUUUUAUAGCUUACUGACGAACCGUGAACGAUAAAGUAAAUGCAUCGUUAAGUAACAGUUUACAAGCUGUUUUAUUGACAUUUCUGUUGAUUAUUUUAGUUCGGCUGCAAGUGCAACGUUUAUAUUGAGUUUAAAUUAAAAACCUGAAACUAAAAAUGACUAAAAAUGACUAAUGAAAUUACAGGCGGCUAGAACUUUAACAUGAAAACUAAAUAAAACCCAAAUAUCGGUGAUAGUAAGAUAUCGUGGUUCGUGUUGGUUCACAGAGCAUUGAUGCUAGAACGUUUGAUUUUAAAGAAGCACUAAUUAAUGUUGAAAUCAACACAAGAUCAUUAAAUAUCGUUGAUUAUGAGAAUUAUAUUAGUUGUAUCUUUCAGCACCUUUCGAUGGUCUGUUUUGUGCUAUAACUUAUAAUAAAGUACAAGAGACUCUGAGGCACUGCCAGAGCGUCAAAAUUACAAAUAUUGUUUGGAUUUUGCAAUUAAAAUGUACAGGAUUUUAAGUAAAAA
Puntigrus tetrazona (Sumatra barb) is the source of this 4881-nucleotide messenger RNA. RefSeq names its product nectin cell adhesion molecule 4b (gene nectin4b). Gene Ontology annotation, cellular component: adherens junction. The record is from RefSeq and is a predicted model, not a curated record. The coding region runs from base 451 to 2178 and encodes 575 amino acids. The transcript has 11 exons. Gene Ontology annotation, biological process: homophilic cell-cell adhesion; heterophilic cell-cell adhesion. NCBI's taxonomy places the organism in Eukaryota, Metazoa, Chordata, Actinopteri, Cypriniformes, Cyprinidae.